Messenger RNA from Penicillium canescens, 1443 nucleotides. Its product is annotated as fungal specific transcription factor domain-containing protein. The transcript has 3 exons. The record is from RefSeq and is a predicted model, not a curated record. NCBI's taxonomy places the organism in Eukaryota, Fungi, Ascomycota, Eurotiomycetes, Eurotiales, Aspergillaceae. Bases 1 to 1443 code for a protein of 480 amino acids.
AUGUCUGGCCUGCCUCACCAGAAGUCAAAAAUGGUCCGCAAGAAGCCAGGUCCAAAAGGAACUCGGUCGGCCACAAAUCGCAAGAUCGAGGAGAUCCAGCGAGCCCCUGAGACAGCUGUCAUGGCAGCGGCACUCCAAAGCCCCAGGGCACUCUGCUCCCCGGAUUCUCGCAUUUCUAUAACCAACUAUUGCACUGUCCUUGAUAUUUUCCAAGUCCAUCUAUAUGAUAUAUGGCCAAUAGUUGACGCAGAAGAUCUCAAAACACAACUGCGCGGUGACAGAAAGAUCGAUCCCAGUUUUCACGCACUGGCAGCAGCCUUGUGUGCUGCAACGUUGGCACAGACGCGGCUCCAGCUUACACAGGAUCCAUGUCCCGAAGGUCUUGCGGUGACAGUCCACGAAUUCGCAAAGGAAUGUCUCCGAGUUCGAUUGGAACACAGCUACAACCAAGCACCAUCACUCCAAGCUCUUGUGACAUCGAUAUUUCUUCACAUGUACUAUGCCAACCAGGACCAGGUCACACCAGCAACCAUAUCGCUUCGUGAGGCAAUCACUUAUGCGGAUCUGAUGCACCUGUGUCGCGAUGUACCGCCCGAUGGAACACAAUCGAAGCAAUGGCAAUUGGAACUACGGUGUUACUGGGUCUUAUUCAUCACGGAGAGGUUAGUAUUGAGCUUUGGAAGGCACAUUGUUCUAAUUGACCUGGCUAGAACCUUCUGCAUCCAGCAUGAUCUGCCGAUUACCCUCUAUAGGACACCCAACCUUCCCGAAGUUGAGCAUAACAGUCCCAGGGGAGAUCUGUAUGCUGGCUUUUGCACACUCGUCCAGUUGUUUCAUCAUAUCCAGCACCCUCUAGCUCUCCCAGCAUCUACUAGCAAAGCCAUCGAAGCACCGGAGAUAUACACCAAGAACAAAAUAUCAGAUAUUCAACAUCGCAUUGGGGUCAGAUUGCCUGUACUUGAGCUUAAAUCCGAGAUUCAAUAUGUGGACAUUCUAACUACUUCGGCAUGGAUCCGCUCUCUACUAUGGCAAUACUCUGCCUCGCACUUCAUGCUCUCGUCAGCGACAUCGAUUGAGCCCUUGUCAUUUGACUAUCCACUCUCGAUUGCUAGGGACUAUUUGGCAUCUAUCUCCCAUGUGUCAAUUGAGUCAGUGCGUAGCCAUGGAUAUGGAAUGGAGAUCAAGCUUCUUCAGGUCGCAAAUCCUAUUUUGGACUUGUUGCUUUGUAUGCCAAACCUCCUUACUUACAAGGCAUGUCCCUUCGGUCCACUAGAUGCUGUUAUUGCCAUCGAGCAACUGCUUUUGAAGGUUGGCGGGUCAAAUUCGGAAAGGUUAGGUCAGUUACAUCAGCGGUUGAGACAAGUACCCUCCUCUAUGGUUAAUGUGCCAUUGAUGUUAGAGUCCCCUAAACAAGAGGAUGAGCUGGAUGACACCCUUGCUUAG